Molecule: messenger RNA, 931 nt
Organism: Daucus carota subsp. sativus
Lineage: Eukaryota; Viridiplantae; Streptophyta; Magnoliopsida; Apiales; Apiaceae
Exons: 3
Coding region: 100-669 (189 amino acids)
Cellular component (GO): chloroplast
Source: RefSeq, a predicted model, not a curated record
UUUAUUAUGUUGUUGGUGAAAACUUGAAAAACAAGAGUACUUAUUUUCUUUCUUCCAUACCUUAUUUAUAAUCUCAUCAGAAAUUUGGUAAAGACAACAAUGGCCACAAGUUUUGCACACAAUCCAAUCUUGUCUACUAGUUUGUUCAACCACUGUGAAUUUAACAACAGAAUCUGCAAAUUUAAUAGUAUAAGCAAGAACCCAAAUCAGAAUCAUCAGUACACGACAAGGGUCAGAGCUAUUAAAGAGAAAACAGAGCAAGUUAGUUCUCCAGAUGAAGUUACUCAGAAGUAUGGCCUUGAAGCUGGUCUCUGGAAGAUAUUCAGCUCAAAGGAGGACGAAAAUGAAAACGAUGAAGGAAAGAAAUCCAAAGGAGAUCAAGCAAAGGAUCUUCUAGCAAAAUAUGGAGGAGCAUAUCUUGCCACCUCCAUUACUCUCUCCUUGAUAUCCUUCUCACUCUGUUAUGUACUGAUUGGUGCUGGUGUCGAUGUCCAAGCACUACUUCAGAAGCUGGGAAUUGCAACAAAUGAAACAGGCCAGAAAGUUGGGACUUUUGCUUUGGCUUAUGCUGCACAUAAAGCUGCCUCUCCAAUCAGAUUUCCUCCUACCGUAGCUCUGACGCCCAUUGUUGCUAAUUGGAUCGGGAAGAAAGUUAAAAAAGAAGACUAACUUUGUAGGCAUACCGUCAACAUAUAUGUAUUAUGUAUAUAUGGUACAUUCCUGUUAUCAUAAACUUUACGGUGCAUCUUUUUAGCUCCAAUAUUCUCUCGUACUUGAGAGUAACAAAAAAACAUGAUUCAGGUAUACAAGAUGCAUAAUCUUGUAUUAGUCAUCCAGAUGCACUAUGCUGGAUGUAGUUUGUCGCAAAUAUUGAACAUUUGCAAGCGAUCUCUUGUAAAUUGGAAGUAUUCUGCAAAACUUUCGCUACAUA